UCUUGUGACGUUUUAUUCUUUUAAGAUGUGUAUUUUGAUUUUGGUCAACUAAUUUUUACAUCUUCGUCUUCGGGUACAUUUUUUCGUCUUCCCGGUACACCUCGAGAGAGCUUGCCACACCGCGUGAUUUCACAUCUGUCGAUUGAGAGAUGCGGCGAUUCUCUCGAAGACCACAACGACUCAACCGCGACCUAGACGCUCUUCGUCGAGAUAUUGACACGGAUGUGCACCUUAAACCCGCGGUAGAUCUACUGCAGGAUCUGCAGGUGGAUCUCGAGCAGGGUCUAUCGACAAGCGUCGCGAGAGAUCGCCUGCGAGAACAAGGGCCGAACGCGCUGACUCCGCCGAGGAAAACUUUAGAAAUUCUAAAAAUCCUGCAUCAUUGCUACAAUGAGUUCUCUUUGCUGACAUGGAUAGGCGCUGUUUUGUGCUUCGGCAAUUACUUCCUGGAGCGAGAAACUUACGGCGAGGCAUCCGAGGACGGUCUUUGGCUCGGGCUGGUCCUAAUCGUCCUGAUCCUGGUCACGGGCACGUUCAGCUAUUAUCAGGAUUCCAAGAGCUCGCGCAUCAUGGAAUCUUUCCAGCGGAUGCUACCGCAGCGAGCCAAGGUCCUGAGGGACGGCGAGAGAAAGGAGCUUCUGGUGACCGAAUUGGUCGUCGGGGACAUCGUCCUGCUGGAAACCGGCGACCGGGUGUCUGCUGACAUUAGGAUCCUGGAAUGUCAAGGCUUGAAGGUGGACAAUGCGUCCUUCACGGGCGAAUCAUCGAUACCGCUAAUACGAACGGCGAAUAUUCCGCAAACUGGGAGUGUCAUCGAGGCGAAGAACAUGGUGUUUUUCUCUACGAACAUCAUCGAAGGCACCGGGAAAGGCGUCGUGGUGGCCCGUGGCGACGAUACGGUGAUGGGCAGAGUAGCCAAGCUAACUUCGAGACUCUCGUUACGACCCACGCCACUUUCCCGCGAGAUCCGUCGCUUCAUGAAACUGAUCUCGUGCUGGGCGAUUUUCCUGGGCGUUCUCUUCCUCGUCAUGUCCAUCGCGAUGAAUUACAACUGGAUCGACUCGGUCAUGUUUCUCAUCGGUAUCAUCGUGGCGAACGUGCCGGAGGGCAUCUUCGCCACGGUGACAGUCAGCUUGACCCUGACCGCCAAGAGGAUGGCCAGCAAGAACUGUCUGGUGAAGAAUCUCGAGGCCAUUGAGACGCUCGGAUGUACCGCCGUUAUCUGCAGCGAUAAAACCGGCACUCUCACGCAGAAUGACAAGAUGACCGUGCGACACAUAUGGUACGACGCGGGCCAGUUGCGCGAAGUCAUGGCCUCGGACACAUGGAGGAAGUACAGCAACAGUCGGGGCUUCGAGAACCUGGCCAGAGUGGCAAGUCUGUGCAAUCGCGCCAAAUGGGCGCCGGUUCCAGAAGACAAACCCGCGUUACCGUUGAGAAAAAGGGAGGUAUUGGGAGACGCGUCGGACAGCGCUUUGCUGAGAUGCAUGGAGAUCCUGGUGAAGGGAGGAGCCGAUUUUUUCAGAAAGGACUACGUCAAGGCACUCGAGAUCCCCUUCAACUCGACGGAUAAGUUUCAAGCAAACGUGCACCUGUUUGAAGGCAGGUACCUCGUGUGCUUCAAGGGUGCUCCCGAGCGAGUUCUCGAGCGUUGCUCCACUGUGGUGGCGUCCGGCAACCGGACCGAGGAGCUGAACGAAGAGAUAAAGGCUGCAUACACCGAGUCUUGUCAUAUUCUGGCGAACAACGGAGAACGCGUCCUCGGCUUCGCCGACCUCGAACUCUCCACCUCGAUUUACCCCGUGGGUUACCGCUUCGAGGCAGAUCCCCCGAAUUUCCCUCUUGAAAACUCGAGGCUGGUCGGCCUGAUCGCCAUGAUGGACCCGCCACGACCGACAGUGCCAGACGCAGUGUACAAAUGCCGCUGCGCUGGCAUCAAGAUCAUUAUGGUAACUGGCGACCACCCGGACACCGCUAGAGCGAUCGGCAAAUAUGUCGGCAUCAUCAGCGACGAUGAUCAUAACGACGGUAUCGGGAGACACCACAUUGUGGUGACGGGCAACCAGUUACGGGAUCUGUCGCCUGAGCAGUUGGACAGGCUGAUUAAGCGGUACCAAGAAGUCGUGUUCGCUAGGACCUCACCGGUGCAGAAGCUGCAAAUCGUCGAGAGCUGCCAACGAUUGCACCUCAUCACCGCCGUCACCGGCGAUGGUGUCAAUGACUCGCCGGCCUUGAAAAGAGCUGACAUUGGCAUCGCCAUGGGCGUUACAGGGUCUGACGUGAGCAAGCAAGUGGCAGAUAUGAUAUUGCUCGAUGACAAUUUCGCGUCGAUAGUGACGGGCAUCGAGGAAGGCCGGCGGAUCUUCGAUAAUCUCAAGUCGAGCAUCGCAUACAUCUUAGCGAGUAACGUGCCGGAAAUCGCGCCUUUUUUGGCGUUCGUCGCGCUGGGAAUACCUCUUCCGGUCGGCGUGAUCUGCGUUCUGUGCAUCGACCUGGGAACGGACAUGUGGCCGGCCGUCUCGUUGGCUUACGAGAAGCCCGAGUCGGACGUUAUGUUAAGGAAGCCCAGGAUACCACAGAGAGAUCAUUUGGUCAGCCGACGGCUGAUCUUUAUGGCGUAUGGUCAGAUCGGUGUGAUCGAGGCCUGCGCAGGUUUCUUUGCGUACUUUAUCGUGAUGGCGGAACACGGCUUCCUGCCGGCACGAUUGCUAGGUCUCAGGUCAGAGUGGGACAGCGCGGCGAUAAAUGAUCUGAAAGAUAGCUUCGGUCAGGAGUGGACAUACGAGCAGCGCAAGAUCCUCGAGUACACCUGCCACACCGCCUUCUUUGUCAGCAUAGUCAUCGCUCAGUGGGCGGACGCGAUGGUCUGCAAAACUCGCCGAAAUUCGCUGUUGCGUCAAGGCAUGAGCAACUGGGUCUUGAACACGGGUUUAUUAUUUGAAAUCGGUGUGGCUUGCCUGGUGUCUUAUACUCCUCACAUGGAUCGUGUCCUGAAGACAUAUCCUCUGAAGCCGGAAUUGUGGCUGCCCGGAGUACCGUACGCUAUUCUUAUUCUGAUCUACGAAGAGUCCAGGAAAUGGUGGAUCAGACGUAAUCCGGCUGGCUGGUGGGACAGAGAGACUUUGUACUAGAUGAGACGAAAGUUAGGAGAAUAACCGCGCGA
Molecule: messenger RNA, 3163 nt
Organism: Harpegnathos saltator (Jerdon's jumping ant)
Lineage: Eukaryota; Metazoa; Arthropoda; Insecta; Hymenoptera; Formicidae
Product: sodium/potassium-transporting ATPase subunit alpha
Exons: 9
Coding region: 150-3131 (993 amino acids)
Biological process (GO): intracellular sodium ion homeostasis; potassium ion import across plasma membrane; sodium ion export across plasma membrane
Cellular component (GO): plasma membrane
Molecular function (GO): P-type sodium:potassium-exchanging transporter activity; ATP binding; ATP hydrolysis activity
Source: RefSeq, a predicted model, not a curated record